UAGUCGGCGGGCGCUGAUUGGGCGGCGCAUCCCCAGCGCAGCACCGGCGUGGAGGCCGCGGCCGAUUCCUUCCCUUCGGACUCGCGGCGUGAGCGUCAAGCCGGCCCGAGCCGGCGGAGGAGGUGAAAGGGUCGCCGCUGCCGCUGCCGCUCCCUUCGCCAUGGCUACGUCUUCAUGGGUUCCGAAGGUCUUUCGUUUUCUUGGGGGUUUCAGAAUUCAGAAACAGGUGACCCGAAAUUUUGCUAAUACUUCUCGUACGGUAACGUUGAUCCCAGGAGAUGGUAUUGGGCCUGAAAUCUCUGCUGCUGUGGUGGAGAUUUUUGAAGCUGCUAAGGUCCCUGUUCAGUUUGAAGAAAGAAUUGUGACUGCCAUCCAAGGGCCAGGAGGGAAAUGGAUGAUACCACAAGAUGCCAAAGAGUCUAUGGACAAGAACAAAAUAGGAUUAAAAGGCCCUUUGAAAACUCCCAUAGCUGCUGGCCACCCGUCCAUGAAUUUGCUGCUCCGUAAAACAUUUGACCUGUAUGCCAACAUCCGCCCUUGCGUGUCCAUCGAGGGCUACAAGACCCCUUACACGGAUGUGGACAUCGUCACCAUACGAGAGAACACGGAAGGCGAAUACAGCGGCAUCGAGCAUGUGAUUGUGGAUGGUGUUGUGCAGAGCAUUAAACUCAUCACCGAGGAUGCAAGCAAGCGGAUUGCUGAUUUUGCUUUUGAAUAUGCCAGGAAUAAUCAGAGGAGCAAAGUUACGGCUGUGCACAAAGCUAACAUUAUGCGAAUGUCUGAUGGCCUGUUUCUGAGAAAAUGCAGAGAAGUUGCAGAAAACUGUAAAGAUAUUAAGUUUAAUGAAAUGUACCUCGACACCGUGUGUCUGAAUAUGGUGCAGGAUCCAUCUAAGUUUGAUGUCCUCGUCAUGCCAAAUUUGUAUGGGGACAUCCUUAGCGAUCUGUGCGCAGGCUUGAUCGGGGGCCUUGGUGUGACUCCCAGCGGGAAUAUCGGUGCUAACGGAGUUGCAAUCUUUGAAUCGGUUCACGGAACGGCUCCGGAUAUUGCCGGGAAAGACUUGGCCAACCCAACGGCGCUUCUCUUGAGUGCAGUCAUGAUGCUGCGCCACAUGGAAAUGCAAGACUUCGCCAUGAAAAUAGAAACGGCCUGCUUCGAGACUAUCAAAGACCAGAAGGUCUUGACCAAAGAUUUGGGAGGCAACGCCAAAUGUUCAGAAUUCACCGCAGAGAUCUGUCGUAGAGUGAGAGCCAUGGAAUAGAGGUCUUCUCCGUGUCGUCCUGGUUUCAAUCCCUCCUAAAGGAUGCUGUUAUUUAUUACAUGUCACGUCCAUUUUUUUUUCUUUUUCUAGAAAUAAACUCCCAUUUCCAUUUUUGCUUGAAACAAUAAAAUGGUUAGCUACCCUUGCAUUUCAGACUCUUCCACUUUCCAGAAACACUCCAAAACUUGAAGUUUUUUUUUUUCUUCUCCCUCACCCCAGCAGUAGAAGACACUCCUCAAGCUGUCCUUAAGCCGCUUCCUGGCCUUAAAAUAGCACAAAAUUUAAAAAAAAAUUCCUUUGGAAAUAGAAUGAUUUUUUCAUUACUCACUCCUGGAGCCUGCCUUUCCAAAGCAUAAAGACUUAAAACUGAGCAUUUCAACUCAUGUACAUAAAAUGUCAAAUAUCCAGAUUUUAAGGGCAGAAGGAAUAUCAUUCAGCGGUAAAAAACAACUAUGUUAUCCUGUUGCAGCUUCAGUAUUUAUUUUUUUUAUACCUCAUCUCUGGCUUGCUCUAGCAUUUUCCAGCGCUGAUCCAUUAUAUCAAUUGCCUUUGUCCGCUGCUGAUUAUGAAAAGAAUGCUAAUGCUUUUUUUAAAAAAAAAUAUUUAUCUCGGUGAAUAUCAAAUAUAUAUUUUGGGGUUAGAAUGUAUCUGCAGGACGUUUGUAUCGUGCUUGGGGUUUAUACAGCUUUAGGUUAUAUUUCAUUGCGCUGCUCUGCGGUGAACUGGGUUUCAAGGCACUAUGGUUAAAAAAAAGAAAUCAGAAAUGUGUUCAGUGACAUGGAGGAUGUUGAGGGUCGCUUGAUUUGUUUUUGUUCCAGGUGAUGUGAACAGAAACACAAAAUGCAUGCUAAGGUUUGAGUUUUCUUGCACAAGGAUCAACGAAUGAAUCUGACUUUGUCUCGUGGGAACAGAUGUUGGUGGAAGAGAGAAAUUGCAGAGAUGCUGGUACGAAAGCAUCAAUACUUCUGCUGCCAAGGGCGCUUCCAAUCCUCCUUAAAGGAAAGGUGGAAUCUUUUCCUCUUUUUCUUGGAAGUUCUGUUGGCCUUUCUUGACGUAGAACACUACGAUGCAAACCUUUAGAACGGGAGUGUCCAACCUUGGCAUCCUUGAAGAAUUGCAGACUUCAACUCCCAGAUAGCCAUGCUGGCUGGGGAAUUCUGGGAAUUGAAGUCUGCAAGUCUUAAAAAGGUGCCAAGAUUGGACACCUCUAUUUCAGAAUGUCUUGCAUUGAUUUCCCUGCUUCUCUCUGUGGCACUUGUGGCACGUUCCCAUUUGGUUUCCAAAUUGGAGAUACGAGCUACGGCAGGACCAACGAUCUAACCAGGACUGCCAACUUCCAGCUUGGUGGGGGGGAUUUUUGGGAGGGAGGUAGUCUUCAUUCCUAUUGAAAUCACCCCGGCAAAACUGCUUGCAUUGCUACCAAGAAUUCGUUGGUCAGAAAAGUAGCCGUGAGGUAGCCAGCUAUCCUGUGUGUGAUUCUGCGCAGUGUUUAAUGCAGUUACUUUCGUAUCUUUGGUAUGGGCUGAAAACCUGGGAAACUCUGACUGAUCAGAAUGUGAGUUUUUGCAGCUGUCUGUAAUACAUGAGGUGGGGGCCAGCCAUUUGAUGCAUAACGAGAGGAAAAUAAAAGACUUUACAACGAAA
Notechis scutatus (mainland tiger snake) is the source of this 2905-nucleotide messenger RNA. It is a transcript of the gene IDH3A, whose product is annotated as isocitrate dehydrogenase (NAD(+)) 3 catalytic subunit alpha. Gene Ontology annotation, biological process: tricarboxylic acid cycle; isocitrate metabolic process. The record is from RefSeq and is a predicted model, not a curated record. Gene Ontology annotation, molecular function: NAD binding; magnesium ion binding; isocitrate dehydrogenase (NAD+) activity. Gene Ontology annotation, cellular component: mitochondrion. NCBI's taxonomy places the organism in Eukaryota, Metazoa, Chordata, Lepidosauria, Squamata, Elapidae.